UCAUGACUGACAUUGCUUAUCCGAAGCAAGGGGCGCGAAGCCAAUUCGCGGCAGCGGGGUAUAUGGUCUUUGCAGACUGGAAGCAAGACUGGUUGGACUUCCGCUCGUGUGUGCAUGAUGUUCUCGUACCUCGCUCACCGUCGCGCUUGCUAUGCGAAGCAACAAGAGCGCCGCGACCGCAUUUACAGUUUGUCGCCCGUGUACGGCACACCUCUGUCGGCCGCCGAUAAAGACAUCCUCUCGAAGCCCAUCGCUGGAAUUGUCUCGGGCGUCCAGAGUGGUUCCCUGCAGCCCAGCGAUAUUCUCCUCGCCUAUGGCAAGGCCGCGCUGAAGGCGCAUGCCGCGACCAACUGUUUGACCGAGGUUCUUCUCCCCGAGGCCGAGGAAUGGGCGAAGAACUGCAAUACCAAGGGCCCCUUAGCGGGCAUGCCGGUCAGUCUGAAGGACGAAAACUCCGUCGCGGGCUUCGACGCCUCCGUGGGGUACUCCGCGUGGGUCGGCAAGAAGAUGCAGAGAGAUUCCGCGCUCGUGAAGGUGCUCCGCGCGGCGGGCGCGGUGCCCUAUGUGAAGACGAACGUGCCGAUCACGAUGCUGUCGUUCGAAUGUGCGAACGAGGUGUUUGGGACGACGACGAACCCGCAUGGGAAGGACUUCGCGCCCGGUGGGUCGUCGGGCGGCGAGGCGGCGCUGCUUGCCUUUGGGGGCUCGAGGGUAGGCGUGGGCUCGGAUGUUGCGGGUUCAGUUCGUAUCCCGUCACAUUACUCGGGGACGUACACGAUCAAAGCGUCAUCGUACCGGUUCCUCAAAACAGGCAACGCGCACACGAGUAUCCCCGGGGAGGAGGGCGUGCCCGUCUCGUUCUCUCCGAUGACGCGAACGCUCGAGGACCUCGAGACUUUCUGGAAGGCAAUCAUGAGCAUGAAGCCAUGGGACUACGACCACGCAGUGCUUCCCAUUCCCUGGCGCAAGAUCGACCUCUCCAGUCAGAAGGGCAUCCGGUGGGGUGUUAUGUGGGAUGAUGGUGUUGCUGCCCCUUCGCCCGCUUGCCAUCGUGCAUUACAUACUGUCGCCAAGGCGUUGGAAGCCCAUGGUCAUCAAGUGAUCCCCGUCUCUCCGCCUAGCCCGUAUGAAGGUCUGAAGAUCGCGGCCCAAUUGCUCAUGGCGGACGGUUGCAAACUAUGCAUUGAGCCUAUUCGCACCGGCGAGUUCAACGACCCCGGCGUACGCGAGGCUCUAGGGAUGUUCCGCGCUCCACGCAUAAUCAAGAAGCUAUACGCCUGGUACCUCCGCUACAUCAAGCGCGACCCACUCUAUGCGGGCCUGGUCGAGGCCUGGUCCGAAAAGACGGUGCCCGAAUACUUGGCGCUCGUCUCCCAGCGCGAGGCGUACAGGGAGCGCUGGUUCGAGUUCAUGAAUGAACAAGGGUUGGAUUUCAUUUUGACGGUACCAAACUCGCUGCCCGCGGUACCGCACGGAGGCAUGAAAGAAGGAUGGAAAGCAUGUGGAUAUACAUUCCUGUGGAACCUGCUGGACUACACUGGAGGAAUCUUGCCUGUCACCCACGUGGACCGCGCACGCGAUGCUUUAGGCGCAUCCAAGGCCAGGAACGCAAUCGAGGCUGGUCAAAAUCGUAUGUAUGACGCAGACAGAAUGCACGGCCUGCCCGUCGGUGUUCAGGUCGUUGGGAGGAGGCUGCAGGAAGAGAAGGUCCUCGAAGCGAUGAAGAUUAUUCAUAAGCUACUGAGCGAGGAAGGAAAGCCGUAUAUCCCACUCAGCAUCCCUGAAUAGACUACGAGUAUGUCGCUACUGGUGUACAGCUACUGAUAUUUCCCUCAUACCGCGUCCACGAUAUACUGAGCUGUUGGUACGAACCGCAGCAUUGUGCUGAUCUUGUCGUAGUCUGGGUGGAUCUGAAAUGUUUCGUGGAUCCCUUGGGUUGUCGAUUAGGCGGUAUGGCUAAGUAUGGUAAUAAUAUAUGAUCAUGUUCUGCAGCGC
Messenger RNA from Rhodofomes roseus, 1995 nucleotides. RefSeq names its product amidase signature enzyme. The coding region runs from base 115 to 1788 and encodes 557 amino acids. Lineage: Eukaryota; Fungi; Basidiomycota; Agaricomycetes; Polyporales; Fomitopsidaceae. The record is from RefSeq and is a predicted model, not a curated record. The transcript has 7 exons.